CUAACGGUAAUAAAAGCAUAUGCACCAACAGACGAUACGAUGGACGAGGGAAAGGAUGAACUUAACAAUCAACUGCUAGACUCUGUUGCAAGCUGCAGUAGUCAUGAUAUGAUUUUGAUGAUGGGAGACCUGAACGCUUACGGGAGUAACAACAUUGACAGAGAGGAGGUACUGAGGAAAUUUAGUGUCGGAGUCAUGAAUGGUAUUGGGAAAGGUUAUGUGACCUCUGUGGUACGAAUGGCUUAGUUGUAAGUGGAACAGUUUCCUACAGAAAGAGAUCCAUAAGCUGACCUGGAAGUCACCAGGUGGGAAGACUGUUAACCAGCUCGACCAUGUCUUUGUGAAUGGACGCAUGAGAACAUCGAUUCUGGACACGAAAGUGAUGGAAGGAGCAGACGUAUAUGGUGACUACUACCUGGUGAGAACCAGAAUGAGACUAAAGUUGGCAAAGGCGCAUGGGAAGAAGAAAACAAGUGUGAGAUUUGACGUGUGUUAGUUGCAAAAUGAAGUGAUCAGGAGGAGAUAUAACAUUAAAGUGAAGAACAGGUUUGCAACGAUAUGAGAUAUAGAAGAUUCAAAGGAAGCACAACAAGAUCUUGGUGACGUACAGAGAUGCCACAGAGAAAGUUAUUGGAAGGUAAAAAAGGAGAGCAAGCCAUGGAUAGGAGACACGACGUGGGAAAAAAUUCAGGAGGGGUAAGACGCAAAACUUAAUAUAGAGGGUGCGAGAUUGGAACGACUUGAACAGCGAUAGAGAGAGGAGUACAGUGCGAAAGAAAAGGAAGUGAAAGAGAGUGCUAGGGAGGAUAAGAGGAAUUGGUUGGAGGAAAGGGCUACAGCAGCAGACAAAGCUGCUGAGAAUUGUAGAAACGAGGAGCUAAACAGCAUAACCAAGACAAUAGCCGGGAACAGAGGAGGCGAGAAUUGCGUGCGAAAGACAAACUGGGGGUAAAUAAGACACAAUCACAAGAAAGAUUGCAGAGCUGGGUACAGAACUUGGGUAAAAUUUUAAACAGAGAUGACCCCACAAAUCCAGUGGAAGAGAAAGAAGAAACAGAAGAACUGGAGUAGAUUGAGGAAAUCGAUGUAGGAAGAUGGCGAAUACAAGAGGUUAAGGAUGCGUUCAGGAAAGCAAAGCCAGGGCCCAGACCUACUAAGGGCUGACAUGGAAUACACCGCAAGUAGGCAGACUGAUAAUAUAACAGGCUUUAGAAAAGUAAAAGGUGGCCAGAAGUGUGUAAGCUCGUGGAACACCACGGGGAGCUAUGGAAUUCCGCGCAAGAUGGUGAGAGUGGUAGUGGGGAUAUACGGAGGGUUUGAAUGCGCCGUAAUCGACGGAUGGGAGAUAUCA
Molecule: messenger RNA, 1351 nt
Organism: Pocillopora meandrina
Lineage: Eukaryota; Metazoa; Cnidaria; Anthozoa; Scleractinia; Pocilloporidae
Source: the annotation of a GenBank genome assembly